Molecule: messenger RNA, 1881 nt
Organism: Mesocricetus auratus (golden hamster)
Lineage: Eukaryota; Metazoa; Chordata; Mammalia; Rodentia; Cricetidae
Gene: Foxa3
Product: forkhead box A3
Exons: 2
Coding region: 67-1128 (353 amino acids)
Biological process (GO): anatomical structure morphogenesis; regulation of transcription by RNA polymerase II; cell differentiation
Molecular function (GO): DNA-binding transcription factor activity, RNA polymerase II-specific; protein domain specific binding; transcription factor binding
Source: RefSeq, a predicted model, not a curated record
AGCUCGGUUCCCCCGGCGGGGGCGGGGGGGGCGCAGCCUGGGCGUGUGGGGGCGCAGGCCCGGGGGAUGCUGGGCUCGGUGAAGAUGGAGGCCCACGACCUGGCCGAGUGGAGCUACUACCCGGAGGCGGGCGAGGUGUUCUCUCCAGUGACUCCCGUGCCCACCAUGGCCCCUCUCAACUCCUACAUGAACUUGAACCCUCUGAGCUCUCCCUACCCUCCCGGAGGGCUUCAAGCCUCCCCACUGCCUACGGGACCCUUGGCACCCCCAGCCCCCACCGCACCCCUGGGGCCCUCCUUCCCAGGCCUGGGCGCUGCUGCCAACGGUGGAAGCGGUGCUUCCGGAUACGGAACCCCGGGUCCCGGGCUGGUCCACGGAAAGGAGAUGGCAAAGGGGUACCGGCGGCCACUGGCCCACGCCAAGCCGCCCUAUUCCUACAUCUCUCUCAUCACCAUGGCCAUCCAGCAGGCGCCGGGCAAGAUGCUGACCCUGAGCGAGAUCUACCAAUGGAUCAUGGACCUCUUCCCGUACUACCGGGAGAACCAGCAGCGUUGGCAGAACUCCAUCCGCCACUCACUGUCCUUCAAUGACUGCUUUGUCAAGGUGGCACGCUCCCCAGACAAGCCCGGCAAAGGCUCCUACUGGGCCCUACAUCCCAGCUCCGGGAACAUGUUUGAGAACGGCUGCUACCUUCGCCGGCAGAAGCGCUUCAAGCUGGAGGAGAAAGCCAAGAAGGGAAACGGCGCUGCGUCUGCCACCAGGAACGGUGCAGUGGGGUCUGCCACCUCCGCCGCGACCCCAGCCGCCACAGCGGUCACCUCCCAGGCUCAGCCCCAGCCUACGCCUUCUGAGCCUGAGGCCCAGGGUGGGGAAGAUGUGGGGGGUCUGGACUGCGCCUCGCCUCCUUCCUCCGCACCCUAUUUCACCGGCCUGGAGCUCCCCGGGGAACUGAAGUUGGAUGCGCCCUACAACUUCAACCAUCCUUUCUCCAUCAACAACCUGAUGUCAGAACAGACACCCGCACCUUCCAAACUGGAUGCGGGGUUUGGGGGCUAUGGGGCCGAGAGUGGGGAGCCAGGGGUCUACUACCAGAACCUCUAUUCCCGCUCUCUGCUUAACGCGUCCUAGCAGGGCAACUGGAAACGUCGCAGUGGGGUGAGCUGUGACGGACACCAGGCCCCUGGGCUCUGGUCCUUCCGGUCACGCUUGUCCCUCUGCUUAGCGUCUUAUCUGGUCUAUUACUGUGGUGACCUGUUGGCUGCUGUGGUAACUGCCACGGACUCCUGGGGGGCCUUUGGGUGGGGGUAGCGCGUAGGCAGCAAUGCUGGGUGCUGUGAAAGCUGCCGUACUGAGUGAAGCCAUUGGGUCCCCAUGCUGGGUGACAUCUUGCUUGGCCCUCCGGAUGCUGUGCUGGACAUCUUGAUUGAUUUGAGUGUGUGACGGUCAUGUCGUGCCAGCCAUGUCUUCUUUCUUUGGCCCACGGUCUCCUGGGAUCAGUCUUUUUUUUUUUUUUUUUUGGCUGGCUUCUUGGUACGACAGAUGCGGUACCACAGAUGCCAAGUUGGCCACCUUAUCACGUGAUGUCUUUUUUGACCCACUGGAUGCAUGGAAGGCCAUCUUACUGGCCAGGCGACACCUCAGCAUGCUGUCAUGCACCGUGAAGGUCACCACAGGCCUGUCGCCACCAUCUCCUCGGUGGGGGUUGGGUGAGAGGUGCAGAUGAGGAGACCUGUGAUUUUUUUUCUGUGAAGCCCAAUCCCGCCACCCCUGGAUGUCAGAAAGGACUGGUAUGGGUGUGGGGAGCUCUUACUGAGGUCAAGUUCUUGCCUGGGACUUGGGAUAGGGGCUGUGUUUGACCAUUAAAAAGGCACCUUUUCAGUU